Molecule: messenger RNA, 1476 nt
Organism: Exophiala aquamarina CBS 119918
Lineage: Eukaryota; Fungi; Ascomycota; Eurotiomycetes; Chaetothyriales; Herpotrichiellaceae
Exons: 3
Coding region: 1-1476 (491 amino acids)
Source: RefSeq, a predicted model, not a curated record
AUGGCUAUUCUUGAGGAAACUCGUAAGUCUUUAGCCAAGGCCAAAGCAAUCCCACGCAAAGUGGACAGAAGCGCGCAUGCAUCUAACAGGGAACUACUAGCAGCAGGGAUUGCAUUCAUCUUUACCGACGGCAAUGGCAAGGUCGAGCCAGCAAAGCGAAAACUCAUCAGGCGGCAUGUUAUGAUGGGCAGGAACCGAGGCAAACCCCGGAGCGUCAAGGCCCUCGAAAGGCCAGCCUUACGCAACCCUAAGGACUCUAGCCAGCAUGAAGACGGAGUUCCAGGGCUGGUGAUCAGAAUGCACCACUUCAUGAUCCCCGAUAAAGUUGGAUCCGAUCUCUCCUUCACACAGUUCGCGGCUACGGUGGAGCCAGUGUUGAUUCAUGACAUUUUGAAAUUCGCUUUCACAGCAAAGAAAAUCAUGUACCCACUAGAGAGCUGCAUCGUCUUCCACAGGAAGACCAAGAUCGACACGGCGUGGUUUGAGCUCUUGACCUCCGACGCAGCCUACGUGCACGCCGCAGUCUUCGCAUCCCAGGCCUAUAUUCUCAUUUCAUCUGCGCAAAAAACCCCAGUCGCCGCGAGAAGGGCAAUGGAACAUCAUUCUGCGGCGCUCCGUUUGCUCAGGGAGAGGCUCUCGGUUCCGAAUAGUGGGGACAAGGUCUCUGAUGCAACAAUUCUAGUGGUGUUGUAUCUAGCCCUGCAUGCGCAUUUUACAAACGACUACGACACUGCAAAACACCACAUGGAGGGUCUACGCAAGAUCGCCGAUAUGAGAGGUGGCCUGGUGGCUUUUGGCUACAACACCAAGCUAGUUAUGGAGCUGUUGAAUGGCACCGAGCCUUAUUUUUUCAACGACCCGUUCUCUGAGCCACCAAUGCCAUAUGAUCUCGCACCACUGACGGUAGAAGCCCCAGACACUUCAGCAGCGAACUAUUGGAACCCGACUCGGCUAGGUAUCAACUCAGAGCUGGCGGAAGCAUGGGACUUCCUGACAAGAUUCUGCUCAAUUAUCAACGCGGCUGCCGAAAACAAGCGCCAACUAGGCAAGGAAACCCUGCUAAACGCUAUGGCAUCGUCAAUGUAUCGCCUCCUCCAUAUGAAGUACUUCGACCCGACCUCUAUCGACGAAGCUAUCCGGCUCGGCCUGCUUGCCUUCUCGUCACAUAUCUUCCUCACGUGGCAAGGCAUCAGGCUCCCGCAUCCAUACCUCCCCAACACAUACCGGACUUGUCUUUUGAACCUCAAGUUGCCGGGCACGUUCCCUCCGCAGAUUUUGCUCUGGCUACUUAUCGUUGGCUCUUUCUCGGUCUUCACCUCAUCUGACGCUGCUUGGCUGGCGCCUUGGGUGCGAGCCAAUAUCGAGUUGUGCGAAGCAAGUACCUGGACUGAAGUGCGUGGACAGCUGAAAACUUUCCCUUGGAUAGAUAUCUUGCACGACAAGCCAGUGCAAGCAAUAUAUGAAAGUGCAAUAUGA